AUGGAAUGCCCCUGUAGUUGUGGAGUUAAAAAUAAUUUUACUCAAAAGUUUACCCCGAAAGAAACUCCGACAUCCGUCCCAGCCGCUCGCUCCAUCCUCAGCCGGCCAGACCUCACCAUCAGCCAGUGCCCACUUCUGCAGCUGCUGGCUCUGGAUUUAGAAUUUGAGGGAUUUAGGGUUUAUGACAUUACAGACUUGUGUGGUGGAAAUACAUGGGAAGAAAAUUUGCUUCUGUGGGUUGUGCUUAUAUUCAAUAGCAAGGAACGGGAAGCGGAUAUGAUUUUCCAAGUUUUUGUAGUUGAAUGA
Molecule: messenger RNA, 306 nt
Organism: Prunus armeniaca (apricot)
Lineage: Eukaryota; Viridiplantae; Streptophyta; Magnoliopsida; Rosales; Rosaceae
Source: the annotation of a GenBank genome assembly